Molecule: messenger RNA, 741 nt
Organism: Saccharomyces kudriavzevii IFO 1802
Lineage: Eukaryota; Fungi; Ascomycota; Saccharomycetes; Saccharomycetales; Saccharomycetaceae
Gene: SKI6
Product: exosome non-catalytic core subunit SKI6
Exons: 1
Coding region: 1-741 (246 amino acids)
Biological process (GO): poly(A)-dependent snoRNA 3'-end processing; rRNA catabolic process; nuclear mRNA surveillance
Cellular component (GO): nuclear exosome (RNase complex); cytoplasmic exosome (RNase complex); nucleolus
Source: RefSeq, a predicted model, not a curated record
AUGUCAAGACUAGAAAUAUAUUCACCAGAAGGGUUACGUCUAGACGGACGUCGAUGGAAUGAACUACGUCGAUUCGAGAGUUCCAUCAACACUCACUCGCACGCUGCAGACGGCUCGUCCUAUUUGGAACAAGGUAAUAACAAAAUUAUCACACUUGUAAAAGGUCCAAAGGAGCCAAGGUUGAAAUCUCAAAUGGAUACCUCGAAGGCUUUAUUGAAUGUGUCCGUAAACAUCACGAAAUUUUCCAAAUUCGAAAGAAGUAAAUCCAGCCAUAAGAACGAGAGGCGUGUCCUUGAGAUACAAACGUCUCUAGUAAGAAUGUUCGAGAAAAAUGUCAUGCUGAACAUUUACCCUAGAACAGUUAUCGAUAUUGAGAUCCAUGUCCUUGAGCAAGAUGGUGGUAUCAUGGGCUCACUAAUCAAUGGUAUCACUCUCGCUUUGAUAGACGCAGGUAUAUCGAUGUUCGAUUACAUAAGUGGUAUCUCCGUCGGACUGUAUGAUACCACCCCGUUAUUAGAUACUAAUUCGUUAGAAGAAAACGCCAUGAGUACAGUGACAUUAGGUGUUGUGGGGAAAUCAGAAAAACUGUCUCUUUUAUUGAUAGAAGACAAAAUCCCGUUGGAUAGAUUAGAGAACGUCCUAGCCAUCGGCAUCGCGGGCGCUCACAGGGUAAGAGAUUUGAUGGACGAAGAACUAAGGAAACAUGCUCAGAAGAGAGUCACCAAUGCCUCCGCUAGGUAG